GAACACCGAUCGUUGGACGGGACCUCUGUGCAAGGUCCUGAUCAUGUGAUCACCGAUUGGCCAAUCAGUGAUCACAUGCAGAAUAGUAAGCAAGAUGUCACUUCUGACAUCAUUGCUUACUACGUGUGAAAUCUGUGAAUGAUCACAGAGGUCACAUGGUACAAGGCUAUUCACAGCAGCCUUGUACCAUGUGACAAGCUGUGGCCAAUCACAGCUUGCACAGUAUUUCUCAUCGGCUGCAGGAAUGCAGCCAGAAAGAAGGAGAAAUUAUUGCUUUUACAGCCUUUAUGGGUGUAAAAGCAAUGAGUGUAAAAAA
This is a messenger RNA of Staurois parvus, 316 nucleotides long. Lineage: Eukaryota; Metazoa; Chordata; Amphibia; Anura; Ranidae. The record is from the annotation of a GenBank genome assembly.